GAUCUCUUCCACCACACUCGAGAACAGAGCCAUGUUAGAAGGUAAAGCUGUUGUUGGUGAGACUGACAUGCUUCAAACCAUGCAGCAGGAUGCACUUCACUUAGCUGCAAAGGCCCUUGAUAUUUUUGAUGUCACGGAGUCCACUGAUAUUGCCCGCUUUAUUAAAAAGGAUUUUGACAUGCUCCGUGGACCAGGAUGGCAAUGCAUAGUAGGGACAGAAUUUGGUUCCUUUGUGACCCAUUACCAUGGCUGCUUCAUCUACUUCAACAUUGGCAGUAUUGCAAUUAUGCUAUUCAGGUGUGCUGUAAAUCAAGUGGACGAAGCAAACGUGUUUCCAGCUCUGGAUUGAUGAAUAGGCUUUGUUUUUAUUGUAUCUUUUUC
Jatropha curcas is the source of this 381-nucleotide messenger RNA. RefSeq names its product dynein light chain 1, cytoplasmic. Gene Ontology annotation, cellular component: cytoplasmic dynein complex. Gene Ontology annotation, biological process: microtubule-based process. The record is from RefSeq and is a predicted model, not a curated record. Lineage: Eukaryota; Viridiplantae; Streptophyta; Magnoliopsida; Malpighiales; Euphorbiaceae. Gene Ontology annotation, molecular function: dynein intermediate chain binding.